Molecule: messenger RNA, 254 nt
Organism: Antrostomus carolinensis (chuck-will's-widow)
Lineage: Eukaryota; Metazoa; Chordata; Aves; Caprimulgiformes; Caprimulgidae
Product: glucagon-like
Exons: 2
Biological process (GO): negative regulation of apoptotic process; adenylate cyclase-modulating G protein-coupled receptor signaling pathway; positive regulation of insulin secretion involved in cellular response to glucose stimulus
Cellular component (GO): extracellular region
Molecular function (GO): glucagon receptor binding; hormone activity
Source: RefSeq, a predicted model, not a curated record
AUGCAGAUUAUCCAGUGGCUGUACCUCUGCGGGCUGGUGUUUGCUGUGCUGAUCCCAGCAGGGUGGCAGAUGGGCCCCAAGGACUUGGAUGACAUGGCCAGUUGGCAGUCAGAUGAAUCCCAAAGCACCCAAACCUUCGCAUCCAACAUCAAACGACACUCAGAAGGCACCUUCACCAGCGACUUCACCCGCUACCUGGACAAGAUGAAGGCCAAGGACUUUGUGCAUUGGCUCAUCAACACCAAGCGGUACAG